AUGGGAUCCAAAAAAAUUGUGGUCUUGUAUGGUUCGGAAACUGGCAAUGCUCAUGAGUUUGCUCAUGUCUUUUCCUACCAGCUUCACAGAUUCCACUUUGCUCAUACACUUGCAUCUUUAGGGGACUACGCCGCUCGAGAUCUGUUGCAAUGUAAACAUCUUUUCAUCAUCUGCUCUACCACGGGACAAGGCGAGAUGCCCAGAAACGUAAGUGAGAAAACAACGGGUGAAUCCAAAGAUACGUUAUGGAGUUUUUUGAAGAAAAAAAGUCUUCCUAGUGAUUUUCUUAGCCAUAUACAGGUCUCCAUGUUGGGUCUAGGAGACUCCUCGUAUCCUCACUUUAAUUUUGCCAUUCGAAAGCUGCACAAGCGCAUUGUAGAUCAGCUAGGCGCUCAAGAAACUUUCCCAAGAUUAGAAGCUGACGAAUUGGGCAUGACCGGAAGUAACGGAGGAACUGGAACAGGGAUUGAGGCUGUAUAUUUCGAAUUUGAAAAGCGUGCCAUCAAAUCUUUACUAAGCAAAUUUCCCAAUCGCAGGAUAGAAGGCGUUGUUGUCGAAAGAAAAAUGGUUCCUGACGACGUGUUCAUGGAACCCGAGGUCAGUCUUAACUUUGAUGAAGAGGUGACGGUAAAUAUUUCCCCCACUUUCGAAGGCGAUCCCUUAGUAAAACACGCAAAGGUCAUAGGAAACAAGAGAAUAACCCACACUGAUCAUUUCCAGGAUGUGCGACAAUUUUCUUUUGAAUGCAAUGGAGAGUCAUACGAAGCGGGCGAUACAGUAGCCUUAUAUCCACAUAACAGAGAUUCCGAUGUCGCAGCGUUUUUAGACACGCAACCCCACUGGAUACCCUUCGCCGAUAGGCCCCUAAAGGUGGAAGGGUUCUUGAGCCAGUAUGACGGUGGUCUGAUAUCGCCCCUAACUCUUCGCAAUAUCUUGAAGUAUCACUGCGAGCUAACCAGUUGCCCAAGAAAGAUCUUUUUCAUGAAGACUUGGAUGUUUGCUACCCAGAAGGAUAAAUUGGAAGGUGGCGAUGAGCAGCUUGAGCAACAGCGUGAAAAACUUCGUCAAUUUGCUGUUGAGGAAGACAUGGACGAUUUGCAUGAUUAUUGCAAUAGGCCUCGUCGGUCGUUAUUAGAAGUGCUUCGAGAUUUCCCCUCGCUGAAAUUACCUUGGGAGUAUAUGUUGAGUUAUCUUCCUUUGAUAAAACCACGGUUGUUUUCAAUUUCCAGCAAACCAUCUAGCAAGGAGAUUCAACUCACCGUGGCCAUUGUCAAAUAUAAGACGAUUUUGAGACAGAUGAGACGAGGGCUUUGUACUGACUACUUGCAAACUCUUCAGCCCGCCGAUGUUAUCAGAUAUAAGCUGCAGUCAAAUAAGGUAAUCAAACCGUACAUGCGAGCUUCUCCAAUUAUUUUAAUCGCGCCUGGUGUUGGCAUCGCACCAAUGAUGUGUUUGUUGAAGUCCGAACUGUUCAAGAAUGUCACAUUAUUCUUUGGUAAUCGAAUGAAAAGCAGAGACUUUUUGUACAGGCAUGAAUUAGAGAAUUGGGAUGAAUCCAGAAAAAUAAACCUUUACUCAUGUUUCUCUCGAGACCCUCUGAAUUCCCCAGAUGCUAAGUACGUUCAAGAUUUGAUGUGGCAGAAAGGGGACGUUUUGGCUGAAUUAAUUAUGAAGAAGAAUGCUAUAAUUUAUUUAUGUGGGUCCUCUGGCAAAAUGCCAGUUCAGGUGAGGAUUACAAUUCUCGAAAUAAUGAAGAAGUGGGGCGGCCUUGAGGAAGAGGAGGCCGAAAUUUAUCUUAAAAAUAUGGAACGCGUGGGGAGGUAUUUGCAAGAGACAUGGUGA
Messenger RNA from Lachancea dasiensis, 1842 nucleotides. NCBI's taxonomy places the organism in Eukaryota, Fungi, Ascomycota, Saccharomycetes, Saccharomycetales, Saccharomycetaceae. The record is from the annotation of a GenBank genome assembly.